Molecule: messenger RNA, 1782 nt
Organism: Neoarius graeffei (lesser salmon catfish)
Lineage: Eukaryota; Metazoa; Chordata; Actinopteri; Siluriformes; Ariidae
Exons: 2
Coding region: 19-1104 (361 amino acids)
Source: RefSeq, a predicted model, not a curated record
UGUUUGGGUGAAAGAAACAUGGAUGUCUCUUCUAAAACUUGCCUCUUGUUUGCUCUGUCCGAGCACAGAAAGCUUAUGAAUAGAUUCUUAGUCCAUGUCAAUGAAGAGGUGGAAGAACAAAAAAAGCGCACAAGAAUAGCAACGGCUGCUAUGCUUCGCUCACCACAGAGAGUGACCCUGAAGACUGGGACAGAAUGGGAAGUUAUGCCAAACAUGGACGAUGACACUUUUUUUCAACCUUUCAGAGUCACCAAAAGACAGUUUGACUUUCUCCUGAUGGUGCUGCAGCAGCAGGGGCUGAAACGGCAAAAAGCUCGAGGUCAGCCAACAGUGCCUGUAAGAAUGAAGGUCUUGAUGUUUCUGUGGUACAUGGCGAACCAGAACGGCUUCAGAGAUAUCUCGGACAAAUUUGAUGUGUCGGAGUCAACAGCGCACAAGUCUGUUUUGGAAGUGCUUGGCAUUUUAUCCACUCUAGGGCCAUCCUUCAUCUCCUGGCCAAAUGCAGGAAGAAAGAAAGCGGCCUCCGCAGCUUUCCACAAGCUAUGCGGCCUUGAUGGAAUCAUUGGGGCGAUCGAUGGAUGCCACAUCAAGAUAAAUCGACCAAACAUAAGAGGGGGAGACUACAUGAACAGUCAGUCAUUUUAUUCUGUCCUCCUUCAGGGGAUUGUUGAUGAGAGAGGUAGAUUUAUUGAUAUAUUUGUUGGACCACCAGGCAAAGUUGAUGAUGCCAGAAUGCUGAGAGCCUCCAACUUUUAUGCAGACUGGCAGGAGAAAAUGGGUGAAUACAGUUUGCUUGGAGACAGUGCCUAUACUGGGCAAGCUGACCCAUUCAUCAUCACUCCGAAGUGUGAUAACGGGGCCCUCACUGAAGAGGACCAGCUCCGAAACUCCAGAAUCAGCUCUGGAAGGGCAGUCAUAGACCAAGCAUUUGGAAGGAUGAAGUGCAAGUGGAGGCGGGUGAAAGAUCUGCAGAACACCCGCCUUGAAAACGUGGUGAUGAUUAUUAUGGCAGCCUGUUUCCUCCAUAACAUGUGUAUAGGUGACAAUGAAAUGUGUGAGGAGCACCCCCAAGGCUGUCCAAGGCAGGUAGAUGAUAAUGUUUAAGCCCGGUUAACAUUUGUCUUUUUUUUUUUUAAAUAUAUGCUCAGUAUACACUUAAAAGUAUACUUACUGUAUGUAAAUGUGUUGUCUCUGGAUUUGUAUGCUACAGUCAUUACUUUGAUUUCCUUAUUACAUGAUUUUCCCUUUGCCACAAUGACGUUUGAACCUGAGGGGUAAAUUGAUAAACCAGACAUGAUUUGUUAAUUUUGAUUCGACAAAUGAAGCGAAGUGUAAACCCUUUUGAGUUACUAUGGCAACAUCUGCUAUUAGACAAUCCCUCCCCAUGUCCUAUUAGUUUUGAAGCUUUAGCUUGGCAUGAUGAAUUCUAUUGGCUGCCCUGUGCUUCUGUAGUCCCGUUAAGUUCUCAGGCAGUGAAAUGAUAGGAACAGUUAUUCUAGGAACCAAGUCCUUUAGUUUCAUUAACAGUGACAAAUUAAAAGAAAAAAGUUUAUAGUAUAUUUGUUCCUGGCAGCAAUAGAUCACACUUCAAUAAACAGGAAUUUAAAAAAAAAAAAUUAAGUGGAUGUAGACACAGCAAAAUGAGUACAAUUGACUAGUGCACCUCAAGAAAAUUAAGAUCCUGAAAGUUCUUUUUUUUUUGGUGAUUUAAUUAAAGAGUAAAAGUGACAGUGGUCCAAAGUCCUCUUUUCAGAUGAAAGUAAAUUUAGCUUUUUUUUUUUA